GCGGGCCUCACUACCGGCGUCCGCUCGCCGGCGCCAUUUCUGUCGAGGGGAACGGCAGUGCGGCCUGUGAUCAUGGCGCUGUUCCCGGCCUUUGCCGGUAUUGGUGACGCUCCCAACAGCGGCAGCGCCAGGAAAGAAUUAGAUUGGCUGAGCAACCCGAGCUUUUGUGUUGGAGCCAUAAGCUCUCUGAGCCAACAACCUGAAGAGGCUGCCACUCUGGUUUCUGAAGGGUCACCGCUGACGAGGAGUCCUCUGAAAUCAGAGCCUUCAGAUGAAAGUGAUGCUAACGGAAAGCCCAAACAAACAAGCAGAAAAAAGAAGAAAGAGAAGAAGAAGAAGAGGAAACGUCACCACAAGAAAACCAAGAGAAAACGUGGGCAGGCCGGUAGCAGUGGCUCCGAGCCGGAUAGUGAGCCUGAAGAGGACAAAACUUCCAGAAGCACUGGAGACAGUAGAAGGGAAUCGGAGAAACCAAGUCAAGAAGGUAAUGCUGCCGCUGAUAUUGGGCAUCGCUUUGUUUGGCUUGAGGACGUUCAGGCUCUGACUGGAGAAACCUUCAGAACAGAUAAGAAACCGGAUCCGGCCAACUGGGAGUAUAAGUCUCUCUACCGAGGAGACAUAGCAAGAUACAAGAGGAAAGGAGACUCCUGCCUUGGCAUUAACCCUAAGAAGCAGUGUAUAUCCUGGGAGAGGGCUGCCGCAGAAAAGAAGCCUUCACACAAGCGUGUUGAGCGCUAUUUCACGAAGAAGAGCGUGGGCUUAAUGAACAUUGACGGAGUUGCCGUUGGCAGUAAAACCGAACCUCCCUCAUCUGAGCCGAUCUCGUUUAUCCCCGUGAAGGGCUCGGAUGAUGUGGUUCCUCCCGUUACGACCUGGUUGAACCCUCUGGGGAUUUACGAUCCGUCCACCACGCAGUGGUUACAAGGACAGGGCCCUCCAGAGCAAGAAUCAAAGCAGCCAGACUCCCAGACAGACAGAGAGCGCGCGCUGCUCAAGGCCAAGGUGGAGGAGUUCAACAGGAGAGUGCGGGAGAACCCUCACGAUAUUCAGCUGUGGAUGGCGUUCGUUGCUUUUCAGGACGAGGUCGUGCGGAGCCCCGGCCUGUAUGCCCUGGAGGCAGGGGAGCAGGAGAAGCGGAAGAGGUCUGCGAAGCUGGUGCUGGAGAAGCAGCUGGCUGUCCUGGAGCGGGCCAUCGAGAGCAACCAGAGCUCCGUGGAGCUGCAGCUGGCCCGGCUGAAGCUGUGCGCCGAGUUCUGGGAGCCCUCGGCGCUGCUCAGGGAGUGGCAGAAACUGAUCUUUGUACACCCCAACAGUACGGCCCUCUGGCAGAAGUACCUUUUAUUUUGCCAAAGCCAGUUCAGCACCUUCACCGUGUCGAAGAUCCACGGUCUUUACGGCAAAUGCUUGAGCACUCUGUCCGCGGUGCAGGACGGCAGCAUCCUGUCGCACCCCGCCCUGCCCGGCACCGAGGAGGCCGUGUUCGCUCUCUUUCUUCAGCACUGUCACUUCCUGCGGCAGGCCGGUCACUCGGAGAAGGCGAUCUCGCUCUUCCAGGCCAUGGUGGACUUCACCUUCUUCAAGCCAGACAGCGUGAAAGACCUGCCUACCAAAGGACAGGUGGAAUUCUUUGAGCCCUUCUGGGACAGUGGGGAGCCCCGGGCUGGGGAGAAGGGCGCCCGAGGCUGGAGAGCCUGGAUGCACCAGCAGGAGCGAGGCGGCUGGGUGGUCAUCAGUCCAGAUGAUGAUGAUGACGAGCCAGAAGACGAGGACCAGGAAAUAAGAGAUAAGAGUCUGCCCAGGUGGCAGAUCUGGCUCGCCGCUGAGCGGUCCCGAGACCAGAGACACUGGCAGCCGUGGCGCCCUGAUAAGACCAAGAAGCAAACCGAAGAAGACUGUGAGGACCCAGAGAGACAGGUGCUGUUUGAUGACAUUGCGCAGUCUCUGAUCCAGCUCUCCAGCCGGGAUCUUCAGUUUCAGCUGGUCGCGGCCUUUCUGCAGUUCCUGGGCGUGCCUUCUGGCCUCAGCCCCCUGGCCUCCUGCCUCUACCUGGCCAUGGACGAGGACAGCAUCUUCGAUAACGGGCUUCACGAUGAAAAGCCAUUGACUUUUCUCGACCUGUCCUUUUCCGGCGUCAGCUGUGUUGGCCGUUCAGACCCACUGGGCUGCCAUCGCUGGACCCGCGGGCACAAUCGAGAGGGCGAGGAGUUCAUCCGUAACAUCUUUCACCUUGUGAUGUCUCUGUUUUCAGGCCAGGAGAGGUCUCAGCUCUGCUUCUCCUGGCUACGGUACGAGAUGGCGAAGGUCGUUUGGUGUCUGCACACUAAAAACAAGAAGAGGUUAAAGUCACAAGGAAAGAACUGCAAAAAACUUGCCAAAAACCUCCUGAAGGAGCCAGAAAACCGCAACAACUUUUGCCUCUGGAAGCAGUACGCACAUCUGGAGUGGUUGCUCGGCAACACCGAGGACGCCAGGAAGGUGUUCGACACGGCGCUCAGCCUGGCGGGGGGCGGAGAGCCGCGGGGCUGCGAGCCCUGGGAGCUCGGCCUGCUCUACGCGGGGCUGGAGCUGGAGCUGGAGCUGGAGCUGUCGCCGGCCGCGAGAGGGGCCGCCACGGCCCGAGCUGUCCACAUACUGACCAGGCUGACGGAGAAUGGUCCCUACGCGCCCUACUCCGGGCCGGUCUCGGCUGUUCACGUUUUGAAGGCCCGGAAGGCUUACGAACACGCGCUGCAGGACUGUCAGGGGCAGAGCUGUGGCGCUGGGCCGCCUCCCGCCGACGCCUCUCACCGCCUCGCCGGCCUGCUCAGGUGCUUCAUGCUCUUCCAGUACUUGACCGUGGGGAUCGAAGCCGCUGUGCGGAUCUACGAGCAGGCGUGUGCGCAGCUGCAGGGCUCCGUCUCCCCGGGCGGCUGUGGGCCGGACGAGCCCAGCUGCGCGCAGAGCCCGGGCCGCGGCCUCGAGGCCGUCACGCUGAUGCACACGAGCCUGCUGCGGUUCCACGCGAGGGUCAGCGUGUGCCCCGUGGCUCCUCUGCGGCAGGCGCUCUCGGACGCCUUACGGUGGUACCCCGGCAACCAGGUUCUGUGGCGGGCCUACGUACAGCUUCAGAGUAAGUCCCACACGGCCAGUAAGACCAGAAGGUUCUUCGAUGCCAUUACCAGGUCUGCCAAACCCUUGGAGCCGUGGUUGUUUGCGAUUGAAGCCGAGAAAACGAGGAAGAGGCUGGUGGAAACCGUUCAGAGGGUGGAUGGCAGAGAGGUCCACGCCACGAUUCCCGAGACCGGCUUGACGCAUCGGAUCGAAGCCCUGUUUGAAAAUGCUUUGCGGAGCGACAACGGCAGCCAGUGCCCCUUACUGUGGAGAAUGUAUUUGAACUUUCUGGUCUCCUUGGGAAACAAAGAAAGGAGCAAAGGCGUGUUCUACAAAGCACUUCAGAAUUGUCCUUGGGCAAAGACGCUGUACCUGGAUGCCGUGGGCCACUUCCCUGAAGAGAUGCAGGAGGUCCUGGACCUGAUGACGGAGAAGGAGCUCCGGGUGCGCCUGCCCGUGGAGGAGUUGGAGCUUCUACUCGAGGACUAGAGACCAGGAGGUGUUCAACAGUCCCUGCCUUCCGGGCCUCGUCGCCUGCACCGCUGGGGCCGGGAUGUAGCAGACGGGGCACGUGUAGGUGCAUGUGUUCCAGGAGCUCUGCUUUCCAAGUCUAGCUUUAAUUCUUAGUAAUUUGAACCUGGGUCAUCAGUUUCUUAGCUCUUGCACAUUUUUUGGAUGUGCAAAUAACACAGAAGCUAUUGCUUACAUAUUAUAUAUGUGAAUGUGUAGGUAAGAAUCAUGCCCCAUGACAAUGGAA
Molecule: messenger RNA, 3847 nt
Organism: Leptonychotes weddellii (Weddell seal)
Lineage: Eukaryota; Metazoa; Chordata; Mammalia; Carnivora; Phocidae
Gene: NRDE2
Product: NRDE-2, necessary for RNA interference, domain containing
Biological process (GO): negative regulation of RNA catabolic process; regulatory ncRNA-mediated heterochromatin formation
Cellular component (GO): catalytic step 2 spliceosome
Molecular function (GO): protein binding
Source: RefSeq, a predicted model, not a curated record